UGUAAAUCAUGGCAGACUCCAAUAUGUGUUGUCUGUGUGCUGAUACACUGCAGGACCCCAUCACCAUCCCUUGUGGAGAUACAUUUUGCCUGGAAUGUAUCAAGAUGUAUUGGGACCAAUCAGACUACCUGGGUGUCUACAAUUGCCCAGAGUGUCGGGCAACUUUUACUCCUCGUCCCAUCCUGCGCCGCAACGUACCCAGCAUUGGUCAUCAUGAACAUCACUCAUCUUUAACAGCUUUAACACCCUUUCCAGACCUCAAAAGGGACUCGUUGUGUGAUUUCUGCACAGGCCGAAGGAACCGGGCAGUCAAAUCAUGCCUGGUGUGUCUGGCAUACUACUGUGAGACACAUGUCAAGCCUCACUAUGAGUCAGCCACAUUCAAGCGGCACAAGCUGGUCGAUGAGAUGGGGCACUUAGAUCGUAAGAUCUGUCCACAGCAUGAGAAGAGCCUGGAGCUGUUCUGCAAAUCGGAUCAGAUGUGUAUCUGUGUUUUCUGCACGGUGAGGGAGCACCGUGGUCACAACACGGUUAGUGCUGAGGACGAGCGUACCGAAAAGCAAAAAUUGCUGGUGGUGACCCAGUCCAAAGUCCAGCAUAUUAUCCAGGAGCGCAUGAAGGAACUACAGGACCUCAGACACAAUGUGGAUGUUCUCAAGGGUAAUGCUCACCGAGCCCAAGUGGCCAGCGAUAAGCUCUUCAGCGAGAUGCUGCAGUCUGUGGAGCGCUGGCAUGCUGAGAUUUGCCAACUCAUUCAAGCUAACCUGCAGGCUGCCAUGGCACAGGCUGAUAACUAUGUGGAGCAGCUGGAGCAGGAGAUCAUGGAGCUACAGCGGCGAAAUGCAGAGUUGCGGCAUAUACUUGAAACUGAGGACAACAUACAUUUUCUCCAGAAUUUUCCAGUGCUGUGUAUUGCCCCAGAGCCAAUGGUACCCAAAGUCCUGAUCAACCAAGAGUUCUCCUUUAGUGAGGUUACCAAAACUGUGACUGAUAUGAAGGAACACCUGGAUGACAUCUGCAAAAAAGAGCUGGACAACUUGUCCAAAAAAGUGAGUGACAUCCCAGUCUAUGUGUUAAUCCCCAGGACUGGUGGUCGGUUUAAAGAUAGUGUUUCCUCCACACCAACAAAAACUGAUCUUCAUGAGCCCAAAACUCGAGCAGACUUCCUCAGAUAUACAGUGAGACUUACAUUUGACCCCAAUACAGCCUACAAGGAGUUGGUCGUGUCUGACGGGAAGCGCAGGGUGGUUCGAAAGCGCAUGGCCCAGUUUUACCCAGAGCAUCCAGACCGCUUUGAUGGUUUUUGCCAGGUCUUGUGCUCUGAGCCCUUUAGUGGCUUCCGUCAUUACUGGGAGGUGGAGUGGAGUGGCGAGUUCUCCGUUGGUGUCACCUACAAAAGCAUCAGCCGCAAAGGCAAGAACUCGCACAGCCUCCUUGGCUACAACGACCAAUCCUGGAGCCUCCUGUGUUCCGAAUCUGGAUACUCGGCCUGGCACAACAAGAUGGACAAAGAAAUCCCAAGUAUGCCUACAGCCUCACGGAUUGGCGUGUAUCUCGAUUAUGCUGGUAAUUCUUUGUCCUUCUAUGCAGUCUCAGAAAACAUGGAGCUCAUCCACAGGUUCCAAGCCAAGUUCUCCGAGCCGCUAUAUGCCGGGUUUGGAGUCGGAGCCUCUGUAUGGCUGUGCUCACCGGAGAUCACCACGCAGCUGUACACUUGAGGACAACAUCAAGCUGAAACAUAAUAUUUCCUGGGCCAAUACUAGGACAAGUCAAUGUAAUUUGAAUAUUUAUGAGUUCUUACCGUAGCUGUCCAGUUGGGUCUUACUUGGAACCUUUUCAAAAAUGGCUGCCCUGUUACAAGGUCCUUAAAACCAAGAAGCCUUAA
This is a messenger RNA of Neoarius graeffei (lesser salmon catfish), 1885 nucleotides long. It is a transcript of the gene ftr84, whose product is annotated as finTRIM family, member 84. The coding region runs from base 9 to 1718 and encodes 569 amino acids. The transcript is spliced from 9 exons. Gene Ontology annotation, molecular function: protein binding; zinc ion binding. Lineage: Eukaryota; Metazoa; Chordata; Actinopteri; Siluriformes; Ariidae. The record is from RefSeq and is a predicted model, not a curated record.